AUGCCGACCCAUGCGCGCCUGGAGAACGAGCGGCUGCUGCAGGAGGUGGAGCGCUUCAGGCAGCGCAUCAUCAGCGCGACGCGCGACUACGCUGACAUCCUGGAGCACCGCGAGGAGCAGGUCAAGGCGGCAGAGGCGCGGUGCGGCGAGCUGGCGGGGCAGCUGGAGCGCGUGAGGGCCGACCUGGGGCAGUGCAACGAGGACAUCGGGAAGCUCAAAGGUGACAACUCCAUGCUGCAGUCGCGCGUGGAGGACGCGGCCUCGAUGCUGACGGACCGGGACACCCUGGAGCAGACCGUGAAGCGGCAGCACGGCGCCAUAGAGAAGCUGGACCGGGAGCUGAAGGUGGCGCGGGGCCAGGUCGAGGUCAAGAACGAGGCGAUUGCCAAGGCAGAGUGCGCGGCCGAUUUCGGGGGCGGGUGGAUCGCGUCUCAGAUAGAGGAGCUGACCCUCAAGUGCGCCGGGACCACGCAGCUGAAGCUUCUGUUCAACGAGCCGUGGCUGCUGCAGACGAGCCACAUGCGGCUGCGGGGCGACGUGCCGGCCGACCGCGAGGCCAACACUCUGACACCCCUGCCAGGCGGCAAGCAGCUGGUGCUGAUGGGCGGCCACUCGCGCACCCACGACGACGCGGGGCGGGACGUGGCGGCGCUGAGCCUGGACAGCCUGCAGUGGGAGCGGCCGGAGGGCGCGCGGCGGGACGCGGGGAUGCAUGGCCACACGGCCACUAGCAUCGGCCGCCGCCUCGUGGUGCUGUUUGGGCUGCGCGGCGAGGAGGCCUCCUCCUCCGCCUCCGUCCUCGCGGCGGACACCCUCCGCUGGGCGCCCGCCGCCGCCCGGCCCCCUGCCGGCGCCGCCGGCGCGGCCGCGCAGGAGCCGACGGCGCGGCUGUCGCACGCGGCGGCGUGCGUGCGGGAGCGCGUGUAUGUGUUUGGCGGCAUGACUGGCGAGGGGCUGCUGCUGGGGGACCUGUGGUCGCUGGACACAGACUCCAUGCAGUGGGCGCAGCACGCGACGUUUGGCGCCGCGCCGGCGCCGCGGAAAGGCGCGCAAGCGGGCGGGGCGGGCGCCUGCUACACCGCCGUCAGCGGCAACCGGCUGUUCACCCUCAAGCCAGACCUGCACGAGGCGCUGCACGAGCUGCAGGUGGGUGUGGGGAUGUGA
Molecule: messenger RNA, 1164 nt
Organism: Monoraphidium neglectum
Lineage: Eukaryota; Viridiplantae; Chlorophyta; Chlorophyceae; Sphaeropleales; Selenastraceae
Exons: 8
Coding region: 1-1164 (387 amino acids)
Molecular function (GO): protein binding
Source: RefSeq, a predicted model, not a curated record